GGCGUGGCUUUUCAGUCGCUUCUUCUGUGUUGUUGGUGGCAAACCCUCGUGACGAUUAUCGGCCCGCCUGUUUCAACUUUUAAUGCCCUCAACUCGAUAAUAUUGUUGCUACCACCUGCUGUGCAUUUCCGAUUUGCUUUGUUUGAAUUUCAUGAAUGAGUACACAACAACACAACGUUUUAAAGGUAUAUUCUACAAAUAAUGCCAAGACAGCGGCUCCAGCUCCUGGUCCUGUCUUAACCACCGAAACUAGUUCCACUACAACAGAACCAAGCACUCAGACUACAAAUACAGUCUCCAACAAUGCGUCAUCCACCACAAGAGUUUUGGUGCCUGCUUUCCUCAUUCCAAAUCCUGAUGGAACGUCUGCACUAGCCCACAUUGUGCCGUCCACACAAGCUGGACCUUCACAAACCCUUCAGAACCUCAUCAUCAACUCAACAGCUCCACGAUCCAAUUUGCAGUCCCCCAACACUGUAUUUGGAAUGCUGACUCCCGUGCUAAGUGGAGGUCAAGGUACUGUCAAAGUUGUAACUCCUUCAUCAACUGGAGGCGCAAAGAUUAGUAUCACUCCAGGAGCAACUCCAACGCCUAAAGCUACAACUUUGGCCACUGCCAACCGCACCUUUCCUGUGACUAAAGUGUCCGGCAGUGAAGUAAAAGUCCUUCAGCCUGCUCAAUUUGGGCAUCAUCAACUCUUAAACCAGCUCAAUUUAUUUUCCACCGCUCAGCUGUCUAAGAAGACGCAACCUGAAGAGAUGGACUCUCAAAAUCCAACAUUAGGCGAAGGUCAAACUCAAAAAUUGGAAGGCAGCAAUAUAGCGUAUAAAAAGUUGGCAGAUGGGUCAUAUGUGCCCAUCCUGAAUGAAUUUCCCAAUCUGAUCACAAUUCAUGGGCUGACUAGCGAAAAACCAAAUACUCCAGAUGAUAGUAGCAUUACUGUUGCCUCCAAGAAUCCAGAAGAAGAUGUUGAGGAUGAUUCCACGAAAGACAUAGUGCUAGAAACUGAUGAGAAAAUGGAUGACAUAUGCGACUUGGAUGACUCUGUCAGCACAAGCGUUAUCGGAUCAAUGAGCAAGGAUGACGCAGAAAGUGGUAAUGAAUCCAUCGAAGCUGCAGAAAAUACAGAUCAAAAAAACGAUGAAGAUGCAUCCAACAAGCCAACAACUCCUAUGAGACAGUUCAAACGACCAAGCAUCUUGGGUGCCAAGAAAAAAGAUAAACCUUCGCAAGCCAUGUUGAAAGAAAAGCUGAAGGAGGAGCUGAGGCGCAUGGAUGCUCAGGAUAAGAGUGUUGAGAGUAACAAGAAGAAGAAACCUAAGUUUUUCCGAGACAAAAAGACAGGUGCAAAAAUCGCACCAAAAAUAGACCAAAGUCUAAUAAGACCUGCUAUUGAAGACUUCGACCCUGCAAACUUAUUGGAAUGGAGAGAUGGAGUUGGUGUUCUUCCAGGAAGCAACUUGAAAUUUCGUGUAAAUGAGUUGGGACUCAUGGAGCUUGUUGAAGAAUCUGAAGGUUCUGACAUGGAACUUGACACAGAUGACUUGCUGAGGAAGUGCGAGAAUAUCCCAAUCAUUCAGAAAACAAAAUCGGAUGUAGAUGAUGCUGUACCAAAGAAAAGAGCAAGAAAAGAAAAGGUAAGCUCUUAUAGCACCUGCUGUUGCGAGCAAUGUGGUUGCUAUGGAUUGGCAUCGGAAUACAUUAAACAAAGAUUUUGCAGCACAACUUGUUCAGACAAAUUUGAAAAGCGCAAAGCUGCUGCCCAAAAGAAGAAGGAACAGGAGGAAAUGGAUCGCAAGGAAAAAAGUAAAGCAGAAGCAGCUGAGGUGGAAUUGAAAAAAAUCGACGUCUCUAAGUGGACAUUAUCGGCUACAGGCUCCGAGGAAGGCACUAGCGAAACUCUGCCUUGUCCUGAGUCUCCAGAUCCUGAGGUUCCUUCAAGUGCUGCAGAGAGCGUGCCGGGUGACAGCAAGCCAAACACAGAGCCCAAUUCGCCUGCUCCUUCUUCCUCUGCAACCCCAGUAAGUGAUCAAGAUGAGGACUCGAGAAAUCCUGAGGGUUACCCUAACGAUAUGCCAUGGAUUAACUUUAACACUGACCGCACACCGAAUUUCUUGUGGCCAAAAUAUUUGGAGUUUACGAAGACAAGAGCAGCUCCAGCCAAACUCUUCGAAGAAGGUGGCUUUCCUGACAGAGCAAAUGGAUUUAGGCCUGGAAUGAAACUAGAGGGCAUUGACCCGAGGAUGCCCGCUCAGUUUGUCGUCCUGACUGUUGUUUCUACUAAAGGAUUUCGAGUAAAGAUGCACAUCGAUGGCGCAAGCGACUCAACAGACUUUUGGGUAAAUGCAGAUAGCAAAGACAUCUUCCCAGCCGGGCACUGCGAAAAGAUUUCGCGGAAGUUAUCUCCACCAAAAGCAGUAUCAAAGAAGUUCAACUGGGCGCAUUAUGUUAAGGCGACAAACGCCACUCUUGCUCCAAGGAACCUGUUUGUCCACAGACAAACAAGCAAAAAUACGAUUGGGCCCAGUGGCUUUAGGAUAGGAAUGAAACUAGAAGCCCUGGACAAAUCCAACCAUGAACUUGUUUGUGUUUCCACUGUGAGAGACAUUCUUGGUGGCAGGAUUUUGAUCCACUUUGAUUCAUGGGAUGACACAUACGAUUAUUGGGUUGAUCCUUCGUCCACUUUCAUUCAUCCCAUCGGCUGGUGUGAAUCUGUUGGAAUUGAAUUGGUUCCUCCUAAAGGAUACAGAGAAUUCAACUGGGAUGAUUACCUGAGGGAAACAAAAAGUCAGGCCGUGCCCCAUAGAGCGUUCAAGCCAAAACCAAGCCUAGGUUUUAAAAGGGGCAUGAAAUUAGAAUGCGUUGAUCCACGAUUCCCACAGUUAAUACGGGUUGGUUCCAUUCUUGAAGUCAGGAACAGCAGGCUUCAUAUUGGUUUUGACAACUGGCCGCUUGAAACUUCAACCUGGAUGGACAGUGACUCUCCAGACAUACACCCAAUGGGAUGGUGCAACAAAACUGGUCACCCUCUUGGUCCCCCACCAGUCCCGGGCGUUGAAUACCAGUGUUACACUCAAGGCUGUCGCGCUCUUCUGAAAAACAGCCAGUUUGUGUUGCCACACAUGGGCUCUUGUCCUUUGUCGACCUCUAACCUGGCCAAAGCUAGGUUCUGCAGGUACAGUGAGACAAAGCUUAAGCAGGUGGAGAAGGUGGAGAUGAAAUUGGAGGAAGAAGAAGUUCCCGAAGAGGAAGAGCAAGACACCACUUUGGGAAUUCCCGAGGAUACUCAAACAGAGGUUCCAAUUGGUCGCAACAAGAAGAAGAGAGGAAUUGAGCCUGCUCAACCGCCUAUCAACCCACAAUCAGUUCGCUCGGAUGUGCACGAGUCAGUAUUCAGACCAGGUUACGCUCCUUCAGUGAAGAAUAUGCCAGUGGCUAAAGCAACUCACGCUAAACUGGUUAACUGGAGCAAGAUUGAGGGCAAAUUUGAUUUGAGUAUUGAUGGAGUGAAGAAGUGGACUCCAGAAGAAGUUUGCAGUUUUGCAGAUCAAGUACUUGGAGCAGCAGACACACCCAAAAAAUUUGUGGAAGAGAAUAUCAGUGGGGAUGCCUUUUUAAUGUUGAGCCAAUCUGACCUUGUGGAGCUUCUUGGCUUUAAAAUUGGACAAGCUGUGAAGAUUUUCAACAGCAUUCUCCUACUCAAAGAAGAUUAUUGAGUUGUCCAUCGCUUGAUUACAUUUUUCUUUUCUUCAUUUUAAUCCUUCCAACCUUUAUUUUAUCAUGAAACUUUUCUGAUGCCUAUCUUAUACUUAUUUGCUGUGGCAGCGAAAUUUAGAUUAAACUUCUUCUGAUCAUGGUUUGACAAAUCAUUGCUGCAAGCUCUUUUGUUAAGUUGCUUCUUUGAAAGGAAUAGCAGCCGCAAUGAUCUCUAUCCACUUCACCAAGAAUCUGUUCAUAAAGUUAGAUGUAUUUUUAUUUUAUAAUCAUUCCCUCACCUGUUAAGUGAUUAGAGUCCUUUUAAUCUGAUUUACCCUUUUGAAAAACUAAUUGGAAUUUACCUGACUUUUAGUUUCAAAAAGGAUAUAAGCUGUAAAUAUAAAUAAAAUUUGCAACUAGGUAUCGUAAAAGAA
This is a messenger RNA of Cloeon dipterum, 4130 nucleotides long. It is a transcript of the gene l(3)mbt, whose product is annotated as lethal (3) malignant brain tumor. Gene Ontology annotation, molecular function: chromatin binding; histone binding. Bases 156 to 3716 code for a protein of 1186 amino acids. Gene Ontology annotation, cellular component: nucleus. NCBI's taxonomy places the organism in Eukaryota, Metazoa, Arthropoda, Insecta, Ephemeroptera, Baetidae. Gene Ontology annotation, biological process: negative regulation of DNA-templated transcription. The transcript has 15 exons. The record is from RefSeq and is a predicted model, not a curated record.